This is a messenger RNA of Caenorhabditis auriculariae, 2668 nucleotides long. Lineage: Eukaryota; Metazoa; Nematoda; Chromadorea; Rhabditida; Rhabditidae. The record is from the annotation of a GenBank genome assembly.
AUGGCCAAUCCACUGAAGACUACAUCGGCUCCGACGCCCGCCAUCGGCAAAGAAAAAGAACAAGAAGGUAUAUCCUAGGGCAACUGAACUUUUCCCACAAUACAUGUCUUGUUUCGAUUUUUGAAAAUUUGAAUGAUCAAUUCUCGAACAAAAGCCAAAUUUAUAUUUCGGUAUAAUGAACCACUGAGCAAAGCCACUGAGUCGCCUUAAAAAACUACAAUAGAGAAAAAUCAGCCUAAACCUAAAUGCGACUGAUCGGAAAAUCAGAAAUAUUCACAAACCAGAAACCGAGGAGACGACGCCAAAAGAAGCCAUGAUGGCUAUUGCGGCGGAACCGGUAAAAUCCAAGAAAACCAAUGCCCAAAAGCGCACGUUUUUAGGUGAAUCUUUUGGCGGACAUGCACGCGGCCGCCAUGGUUUUUCCUCCGACUUUCGAAAAUUUCUUCAAUGACCUCACUCUCAAUAGAUGUCCUCAUUUGGUAGCUUCAACCGAAACUUUAUCUCAGUCUGACUUCCGAAACGAUUUCGCAGUUGUGUUAUGAUCACACGCGAGUUGUUCUGAAUGACGACUUAGACAAAGGGAAUUACUACAACGCGUCUUUCGUUGAUAGUUAUAAAAAUAAAGGUUCUUUCCACUGCUUUCCGUAAAAUGUGAAGCAUGUUUAGGAGGGUACGUUUUCUCUCAGGCGCCUUUCAAUGACCGAACGACUGGAGAUUUCUGGCGGCUCGUCAUCAACGUGAAGCCUUCGAUAAUCAUCGUGAUGGGCUCUAUCGACGUGAGACGACUUUUGGUCAAAAGAGCGACUACACGUUUCUCAGGAAGCCCAAGGUAACAAAGUCGCGGCGUUCAACGUUGAAAUCGACAACCCCGAGUGGAGCAACAAAUUUCUCGCCUUAUAUGGCGCUUCUAGCUUAGACGACGCAGUAAGUCCCUUUCAUAAAAAAUCAAAAGCGAACUGAAAUUUUUGAAGACGUCUAAACUGCACAUUCCAAAAUACUUUUGGCCAAUGGAAGCCGGUGCAACGUCCAAGUUUUGUAAAGAAAAAACUAUUCAGGUCAAACUAGAAUCUAUCAAUAAUGUGAGUUUUCCCAUCCUUUUCUUAUUGAAAUUUUUCGAAGAGGUUUUCCAAAAAGUUAUGGCCGCUCAAAGUUGAAAAAAUCAAUAUUUCCACGCUUCGAAUAAUUUAGGCUUAUUUAGAGACAGGAUCUCACAUCUGAAAUUUACCUUUUGGUUCUUACAUCUUUUUUUCGAAUAUAACAUAUUUUCAUUAUCAUAGACAUAAGGUUCAUCUUUCGAUCGGGAAGAUUAUUGAACUUCGAGCAUUCAUCAAAUGUAUCAAAUAUCUCUGCGGGGAUUUCGGAGCUGAGAUUCGAAAUCGCGAAAAAAAAACGGAUGAUCUAUUUCAUCAUUAAGAAAAUUCACUUUUUUUCUUUUUCACUGAAAUCCUUUUGACUAAGUCAUUUUGAAACAUGAAAAAAAAUAUUAAGGACCGACACAUGAACACUUACAAUUUGGUUGUGACGGCAAAGAAGGAGACGAACAAUCUGGCGCUGGUACAUUUCCAUCAAUGGAUGGACGAAUCUCCACUUCCCGAGUACAUUUCGGAUCUGAGAGCCAUGGUGAACGUAAUCAAUCUGUACGACCAACUAACAUGGUUUGAGGUGAAAAUCACAAUGGUCCGGAAAGCCAAGAACCCCGGCGCGUUCAAAGGACCGAUGUUGCUUGUCUGUCCAACUGGAAUCAACAGAUGUGGGUCCUACGCCGCCCUAGACAUCGUCACGGCUCGAAUAGCCGAUGAACGAAACGUAGUCGUUUCUCUCCUUCCUUGAAUAGAUCGGAAAAUAAUCAGGUCGGAGUUCGAGAGACGAUGAUCGCCAUCAAAUCUCAACGUUAUGGCUGCUUCCGCAGCGUGGACCACUACCAGAUCAUUCGCGAAAUAUUACUUAGGUUUCUUUUUCGUUUCUUCUCGUAGAUAACCAUUCCAGACAGUUGUCUUAUGCUCGGAGUCGAAACACUCUGCUCCGAAGCUCUUUGACACUUAGUCAAAAUUGGGGAGCCAAAAAUUUAUUUAAAUUUUUAUUGCAUUCAAGAAGAUUAUUUUUCUUGGAAAUUUUUCGUUUUCUGAAUAAUUAACAAGUGGCUCAAAAUUGAAGGUAAACCGCUAAAAUUUGGAGCCUUUCGAGAAAAAAUAACUUCGAAAGCUGUGCUUUCUUUGAAGAUGAUAAUCUUCUGACGAUAAUCUCGAUCAUUUUAAUUACAGUUUCAAUGUCCAAGUUAUUUUGAUAGAAGGAUUUCGAGAAAUAUUGUUUAUCCUAUAAAAUAUUCUAAUCUGGAGAAAUAAAUAUAAAAUUCCAUAUACUGAACUUUUUUAUUCAUAUCUCUUUUUCCGGUCAUGUGACGUUUUUGCUAGAAUACUUUCCUAUAAAUUAGAAAGGGAGCUUUUCGAUUUCUUUUCUGUUUUGGGAUUGUUGUCGAGCAUCUCGGUUUCAGUUAAAAAUCUGCUAAUGAAUAUUCUGAUUAUCUAACCUUACUGCUCACAGAACGUGCAUCACGUCGGGAGUGGCUCACGACGAAGCUAUUGGCGAGAAGUUACCGUCGAAGAAGCAGCAGAAGAAAAAGAAAGCUUCGAGAGUUUCGAAAAAGCCAAAGAUGUUCAAGAAAACCUAA